AUGAAUUAUAAUUAUUUGUUUUUAAUAUCUUUAGUUCUUUUAUUUGAAUUAAAUUUUGUAAAUGGAGUAGCAGUAAAUUUAUUGGCAUAUAGGAUUCAAGAACCUUUCCCUUUUAAAGAUUCUAAUAAUAACUUCUCACCAAAUCCGAAUACUUUUCUUAAUGUGCUAAUCUCCUACGAUAAUUCCUCUACAGUAAUAAAACAAUUAUUUACAUUCCAAUUUUCUAUAUCUCUGCCACCAGGUGUUGUGACUACCUCUAUAACUCUUGGUAUUUCUGAUCCUAUCGAUUUUAUAGAAACCACCUUCGUAUUGUCAGGUUAUAAUUGUCAAGAGUUGGAUAUGGGGGGAUUUACUAUCAAUAAUUUUUCUAAACCAACAAUGUAUGUGGGACCAAAUAUGGUAUCUUUAGUAGAGUUUCAAUUCCCUCCAGAAGUCUCCAAUGUAGAUGGUCCAAUAGCAUGUUCUACAGUCUAUAAUACUAUAUCGUGUGCAGUUGCACCAGAAGCAGGAUCUCGUUUUGCCAGAUUGGUUGUUGGGUUUACAAUGGUUCCCCCAAUUAGUUCAUUACCUUCGACAAUUCCCUUGACACUUUCAUUUAGAGGUGUCAAUGUCUCUCUCGAUUUCCCAAAUGUAUUCCCUACAUCAAUUACACCUUUUAGAUUAGUAGAGUUUAAUCAAUCUCAUUCUUUAUACAUGGACAGUAGACAAUUUGGUACAUUAGAGGCUGGAAAAGCAUCAACAUAUAUGAUAGAUGUAACAUCGACUCUUAUUUCCGAUACUUAUUCAUCAACAUUUAACCCAUACAAUUUUGGUAGUUUAAAUAAUGUAGAACAGGUAUUCGAUUCUCAACUCGAUUGUUAUUUGGUUAGUUCUUAUCUCCAAUUGAGUGCUAUUGCUACACCAAAUUUAAAUGUUAUGAUGAGUCCAUCAGAUAGUAUAAAUAUACCCGCUAUGUUACCAUUCUACUACAACUACUCUUCAGAAGGUUAUAUUUUUAAAGUAGUCUAUCCACUUUACAAAUAUUAUUCAUAUGGAGGAUCUUACCUAAAUUAUUUACCUGGUGGAAAUGGUUAUACUCCUAUUCCUGUCUUGACAUAUGAUUAUAAUGCUAUUUUGCAAUUCAUUAUAUUCACACCUGUAUCCUAUCCAAUUAUCAUGUCUAGAUUUAGUGUUGUUUCUACUUGUCCAAUUCUAUCAGUAAGAAUGGGAUCUGCAAAUUUCAAAGCAAAUGAUAUUCUCAUAGAUGGAACCUAUACCAAUGGAACAUAUGAAGUAGUUUUCCCCUCUACUUCUGCUUCCAUUGAGUUUUCUCUAUAUGAUGCCUGCGCCAAACAAUAUUCAUACUCAAGUGGCCUGUUUUAUUCUCCUUCUACAACUUUUGUAUAUUUUGAAACAUUAACAAAAAAUCUUUAUUCAGAAUUUAAUUCUGUUAGUCAAUCAUAUUUCAUUAAUAAUAUAACUAUUCCUCAAGGAAUUCCACCUGGAAAGAUUACUUAUGGAAUAUUUAUAUCGAAUUUUAUUUUCGAUUCCUUUAUACUAGAAACAUAUUUUGGAAGUAGUGCUUCUCUUUAUGUUACCAAUACAAGUAGUACACCAAUGCUCGAUUCUAUAGCUGCUUUCCCAAGUACAGUUGUAACUUUGAAUGUUAAUCAACCAACAGAGAUUGGAUGGAAUUUAACAAUUUCAAACAAGAUUGGAUUUUCUUAUGGUGAAGUUGAUAUUAUCUCUGAUCUAGACUUGGUUCCUAGAAGAAUCCAUUUUAAUAUAUCAAAUCUUGUUUCCGGUGACAAGUUCAAUGGUGUAUAUAGAGUAACCUUUAUGAAAAAUUCAACAUGUAGAGAACAAGGAUACUCCAUGAAGAAUAUGUCCUUAUUCUCAGAAAGAGCUGAUCUUAAUAUAAUGGAUAUUCCUUUUAACCCCUUAUCUACUAUAUAUGGUUCACAGUAUGAAAAUCAAUUAAUAGUUUAUACUUAUUGUGUAUUAAUAUCAAAUGACGGAGACGCACCUACUUUAUCUUUUUUCAAUGUAUCAACAAAUUCAAUUGACGUCGGUACUUUGAAUAGAAAGAUUUCAUUCAGUUUUGUCUUGAAUGAAUUUACCAAUGGAACUGGUAUAUCAGAGAGACAUCUUCCAAAGAUUCAAAUAGUUUCUCUAAAUGGAAAUUACAUUGAAAUUCAAUCAUAUUUAUCUUCGGGUAAUGGUUUUGUAAAUUCCUAUAUUGCAGAAUGUGACUUACCGUUUGGUUUCGGAAUGGAUUUUCUUUUGAUAAGUAUGAGUGGAAUAUCAGACAACAAUGAUAACAAAAGAGGUUAUACAUCUACAGAUCUAAGAGAUUUAGCCUUCCCCUAUUCGGUUAAACUAACUUUAACUCUGGAUCAACCGUAUUUAACUACAUCCUCAAGACUUACUGCCAGAGGAGGUAAAAUCAUUGUCUAUGGUAGAUCAUUUGGUAGAGACGCGAGCACAUUUUCAGCAAAAAUAGAUUAUCGUGAUGGUCAAGGUUAUCAAAAUUCAACAUUUUCUCAAAUCGGCGCUACCGUUUUAACUAUUAGCAAUAUUCCACAAAUCCAAGCAAGCUAUAUUACAGUUUAUGUAGUUAGAAAUAACAUUCAAUCAAACAUUCUAGUUAUUCCUAUUAUAAGGGCAAUACCUGAACCAACUACUACCCCCAUACCAACCACUACCCCGACACCAACUCUUUCCCCAACUCCUACUGCUGAACCACAAAAAUGCAUUGAUUUAUUAUGUUAUAAUAAUGGAAAGUGUAUCAACUCUAGUUGUGUAUGUCAAUCACCAUGGUAUGGUCCAUCAUGUUCUUCAAAAACCAUUAUUACCCCAAUCCCUCCGGCCUACCAAGAACCAAUAACAGGAACAAAUAUAACAGAAUCUGGAAGUCUAAUCACAACAUCGAUCGAAAUCAUUGGGAUCAGAGAAUUGGAUGCAACAAUGAAUGUUGUUCAAACAUUCAAUAUCAACAAUAGAUCAACAUUAUUAAAUGUAUCGAUUGAAUAUUUCAAGAAUUCAGACAAUAUCACAUUUGCAGAUGAACAACUCUUCAUUCCAGAAUCGACAAUCAAAUUCUCAAUGAAUAUGAGUUCAUAUCAAUUCAAAGAUCAAACGAAUCUCAUUCAAAUAUUGAUGAGAUCAUCGAUUCAAACAGAUAAAUCGGAUGUUUGUUCAUCAUCUGGUGUUGGUGUUGUCGAUAAGAGUGUUCAAUGGAUCAAAUUGAAUGUUGGAGAUAACAGUCUUUAUGGAAGAUUCCUUUCGAAGGGUGUCGUAGACAACAGGGAUGACGAAGAUCAAACCAAACAAAUGCGAUCAGUAACCGUUGGUAUUACAGUUGGAGCUUAUAGUCAAUUUGUUAGUUUAGAUCCAGAUUUCUCAAAUCUAAUUGAUGUUGGAGAAACAGAUACCUCUGAUUUCAUUUGUUCAUCAUCAAAGAAAUUAAGUAAUGGUGCAAUUGCUGGUUUUACAAAUGGAAUUAAAAUUAAAAAUGCACAUAUUCAAGAAACUAUUCCUAUAAAGUCACUCGAGAAUACAUGCUCAUACAAGUUGACAGUUGCUUUAGAAAGUCAAGAUUCAAAUCCAUCAUAUUCAUUUAGCUUUGUUGAACCGGCUGGAACUGAGUUUACUUUGGUAAUGAACUCUAAAAGUGAAGGUGUACAGUUAUUCUAUAUAGAUAUGAAAGUUAAGAUGGAUCCAAUGGUUACAUCUUCUUCUUUUAAGCUCAACAUGAAAGAUUCAACUUUUAAUGUUGAUUAUACCGCAAAUUUGACUUGUUAUGGUAAUGUGUUCGAAAUUUAA
Molecule: messenger RNA, 3804 nt
Organism: Heterostelium album PN500
Lineage: Eukaryota; Evosea; Eumycetozoa; Acytosteliales; Acytosteliaceae
Product: calcium-binding EGF-like domain-containing protein
Exons: 14
Coding region: 1-3804 (1267 amino acids)
Biological process (GO): sexual reproduction
Source: RefSeq, a predicted model, not a curated record